Messenger RNA from Saccostrea echinata, 1695 nucleotides. Its product is annotated as protein zntD-like. NCBI's taxonomy places the organism in Eukaryota, Metazoa, Mollusca, Bivalvia, Ostreida, Ostreidae. Gene Ontology annotation, cellular component: plasma membrane. Gene Ontology annotation, molecular function: zinc ion transmembrane transporter activity. Bases 28 to 984 code for a protein of 318 amino acids. The transcript has a single exon. Gene Ontology annotation, biological process: zinc ion transmembrane transport. The record is from RefSeq and is a predicted model, not a curated record.
UAAGGUCUAACAUUCGGGCAUUUAACAAUGGUUUCUUUGACAGGAAAUAAAGUUGCUGCCUUUUUUACAAUAUUUUUCAUCACAUUCCUCUUCGGCUUGAUACCCCCCAUAGUUGUGAGAUGUUUAAAGGGAAGGUUUAUCAGAUGGAGAAUCCAGAAUGUCAUCAGUCACCUGAAUUGUUUCGCUGGCGGAGUGUUUUUCGGAACCGCAAUGUUACAUCUGUUGGCAGAAUCUGAAGAAGACAUGAGAGAAGCCUUGGAUGGAAGGAACGGCACAACAAUCCACUACCCUGUUCAUGAGGUAACCGUAAGUUGUGGAUUCUUCAUCAUUCUUAUCUUGGAGGUAGUACUUUUAAGAAUAAUGCGUGGAGUUGGGCAUGGCCCGGGGGAGAACAAUGACUGCUCCCAGAAAACUCGUGACGGUUACAAACCACUUCCGGAAAGUAGCAAAACGAUUCCUGAUGCGGAGACUGUAGAAGAUCAUCUCUCUGCUUCAGGUGUACAUGAUGACGUCAGAGAGGCUAUCCUGGUGGCACCAUCUCCACUCCGGGCGUGUCUCUUUGUCCUGGCCUUGUCUCUACAUAUGAUAUUUGAAGGUCUGGCUGUUGGUCUACAGGAGACGGAAUUAACAAUCUGGUCUCUGGUGCUGGCAAUAUCCUUACACAAGUGUGUUGUGUCGUUCAGUGUUGGAAUGGAGAUGCACCAAAUUUUGGGAACCGGGUGUAAAAUAGUCGCCUUUCUUCUUGUGUUCUCGAUACUGUCGUCUGCCGGAGUCCUUAUAGGCAUGGCUGUCACACAGGACGGCCCCAAUCAGGCGCUGACUAUUGGGAUCUUGCAGAGUAUAGCCACGGGAACAUUUUUCUAUGUGACAUUCUUUGAGAUUCUACAUCGAGAAUUUUCCCACUGUCACAGUAUUACCAAACUUCUCGUCUGUUUAAGUGGGUACGCUGUUGUUGCAGGACUAAAAACUUUAGAACAGGACUGAAUCUUAAUCUGAUAUAGAACAUCUUCAAGGAUGUGUCUUACAACUAUGUGUACCAUAUUAGUAUUAUAAAACUGCCAUCUGUUUUAAAAACCCCUCCCUAAAGUCAUUACUAUUUUUUAGAAGUCUCCAGUACAUUGUAUUAAUAUUCUUGUUGAUACGUUUUUCACAUUCUGGGUGAGUACCUGGUUACGUUCAUAGUAAACUGUUUGUAUUGAUAUUAAUAGUGCUUUUGUUUAAUGAAAUCAAAUGAUAGUGCUUUUGUGUAAUGAAAUCAAAUGAACAAACAAAAGCAAAAUUAUGAUAUUCAUGUACGUGGUUUCAUAAAAAAUGUGAACUCAAAACCGGAAUUGAAUGGGAAGUUUGAGCUGUGCCAAAAUAAAUGUGUUAACAGUAUAUUACUGUAUUAAUUAAACAAACAAAUGAACAUUGUAUUAAGUUUUUGAAGUUAAAAGAAUAAUAUAUUCAGUAUAACCAAACAAAGUUUUCUUGUUUUAUAAUGUUGCCUACUUCCUCACUUGGAGGAAAUCUUUUGAAGGACCAGUGCAAGUUUAAUCUUCCUAGUAUGGUUUAAAGAGAGAUAAUGAAGAGAAAUGAGUCAAACUAAGAGAAAUUCUAGACCCUGGAAGAGUUUCAAGUGCAUAACGACUUUACAACUUGUAUAUUAAUGUUUUUACUGACCAAGAACUCAAAUUUUGUGACUGUUUUUUUUUU